AUGGAGUUCAUUCUUGCUCCACUCUUCUCUAUUGUUGAAUGUCCUAGAUUGAAGAUAAAGAAACCAAACUUUAUAACAUGGCCAUCACCAAUGGUUUUCUUCGCUCUCAUUCUCCUCAGCUAUUUUCUAAUUACUGGAGGUGUUAUUUAUGAUAUGAUCGUAGGACCGCCAAGUAUGGGACGGAAACUGAUUCCAGGGGUAAUCAGAGACCAACGAAAAUGCCGUCUUAUAUGCGAUGAUUUUCCGACCACAGUCUCAUUUUAUGAUGGUUGUAUUUGA
Molecule: messenger RNA, 279 nt
Organism: Heterobilharzia americana
Lineage: Eukaryota; Metazoa; Platyhelminthes; Trematoda; Strigeidida; Schistosomatidae
Source: the annotation of a GenBank genome assembly